Molecule: messenger RNA, 987 nt
Organism: Trichomonas vaginalis G3
Lineage: Eukaryota; Parabasalia; Trichomonadida; Trichomonadidae
Product: protein of unknown function, DUF4106 family
Exons: 1
Coding region: 1-987 (328 amino acids)
Source: RefSeq, a predicted model, not a curated record
AUGAAUGCUGACUUUAAGAACGCCUUCGAAGCUCUUCAUAGUAAGGUGAAACUAGUGAACGACUUCUCAUCUGGAAAGAAACUGAAGUCUGAAGGUUUCGACAAAGAGUUAAAAGAAGUAGCACAAAAUAUGACGAAAAUAACAGAUGCAGCAACGAGACAGGCAGUUCAAAGUGCCUAUGACGCCGUUAGAGCAACUGUUGUGGAAAGUCAAGAAAAAGAGUUACAACAGACCAAAACAGACCUAGUAAAUGCUUUCUUAAGAACGAAAAGUCAGGUAGGACAUUAUGCUGCAGAUGACUUAGAUAGCGAACUUGUUGAAAACGGUCUCGGAAUAUAUGAAAUGCCAGCAGAUGAGGUACAAGAAACUCCACAGGAAGAAGUUCAGAUACAACCAGACAUGGAAGAAAUAGUUCAGCAACAACAGCUAGAAGAGCCUGAAGGAAACGAACAAGUCCCUCCUUUGGAAACUACAGAAAUAAAUGACGCAAGACUGAAACGUUGGGUAGAAGCUUUCCCAUUCACAAAGGAUAUUAUUGGUAACAUGGAAAGAAAACCAGAAUGGCUACAAAAACAUAUAUUUGGAAACGAGCUUAUUCCAUAUGGACAGGCACUGUUUGAAGAGCUUGAACCGGAAACUCAGGAAAGAGUCAUGCAAACAAUACGCGAAGACUCAAAUACAAACUAUGACAAACUCUUUCUAGGAUAUAGGUUACCUGAGAUGGGCGACCAGAGCCCAAAGGCAAAAAGGACAUGGGAAAUUUACAACAUACUAGGUGAACAUGAGGCAAAGAUGCAACAACUUGAAGCAGAGGGCAAGUUACCAAAAGCGACACCAAAGAAGAAGAGAAGAGUAGAACAAAGUGAAAGUAGUGAAGAAGUAGCUUCAUCUAGUGAAAGUAGUGGCAAUGAAGGAAAAAGAAGAGUUAAAAACUCAGUCAGGAAGAAAGUAAAGCUUGGUCGGAGUGGGUUCUAUUAUGACACAUAA